AUGAACUUGAUCGUUGCUUUGCUCGUCACGGCUCUCUGCGUGACGGCCUGUUCGGUACUGAUUGUGCUGCUCCUCAUCCUGCGUGGUAGUCGCUUCACCUUGCCGGCGAUAUCAGCAUCGGCGAUUUGGCCCGGUAAGCUUGAAGACAACACCGCUGGAUUUUCUCAGAACUUGUCCUACAAUGAAUUUCUGGAGAAGCACAUCCGCCGCCAGCUGUCUCAGGGAAUGAGAAGCUGUCUUCAGAAAUCGAUCGCCGAAGCCGUGGCCGAGAUCCGCCGUCAGCCACGUUUGCCAGCUCUAGACGACGUGGAGGAGGAGGUGUCUAACGAAUCGAACGGGCUGCCUGGUAUCGUCAGCACGGACUUUUCGACGCUUCGGGCCCGAGGGUGUCUUGGCAUCCUUGAUAAUACCGGCGUGACGAGGAUUGACCUCGUCGAGCACCCGGAUGCACAGCUCUGCACCUGGAAGACCAUGUCGAAGGCAAAACUCAUCAAGGAACACAAAGUCAAAACCGUGGUAGCCGAGCGCCUCGUGCUUCUGGCCACGUCCGCUUGCCCGUCCCCCUUCAUCCUGGGCUAUUACGGUUGCUGCCAGACACCGAGAUACCUCCGCUUCCACAUGGAAGGUUUCGGUGCGAGCCUGCAUUAUGUCUACCAGCGCGACAGGCUCUAUGGGAGCGAGCCCCAUGCAAGGUACUACAUGGCCAGCGUUGUUUGUGCUUUGCAGCAUUUGCACAGCUUGCACGUCGUCUUGCGGUGCUUGAAACCAGAGGAUUGCGUCCUCACUUUCCAAGGCAAGCUCCAGCUGUUUGACUUCCAUUUCUCGAAGAUCAUCGUCAACAAGACCUGGACAACGUGUGGGACGCCGGAGUACUUCGCACCCGAGGUCGUCAGCAACUCGGGCCACUCAUUCGACUAUGACUGGUGGAUGGUGGGCAUUAUGAUGUACGAGCUUUGUGCAGAGGUCUCGCCCUUUGCAGAGCCCAAUAUGAUGAACACAUACAGCAGGAUCAAGAAAUGCCAGUUCACAUUCCCAAAAUCUGUACCCACGUCAGCGAGGAAUGUUAUCCGACAGCUUUUGGUGAAGAACCCUUCGAAACGGGCACCGGGUGGGGCGAAGUCGCUUGCGAAGCACAGCUUAUUCCGGCCCGUGUCUGCACCAAAUGGUUCGUGGGACUGCCUGCAUAAGAUGGAGCCUCCAUUUACACCAUCCUUUGCAGACGGGCCUUUUUCCAAUAUCGAGAAAGCCAGCGACGAGGACCUUGCUGAGUCCUGGGGUGCGCCGACCGGGUCGGAAGACCCGCCCCCCGGGCGGGCUGAGUGGGAGCAGUUCGGGCCAGUGGGGCCCUGUGAUGACUUUCCUUGA
Molecule: messenger RNA, 1365 nt
Organism: Symbiodinium necroappetens
Lineage: Eukaryota; Dinophyceae; Suessiales; Symbiodiniaceae
Source: the annotation of a GenBank genome assembly